This is a messenger RNA of Octopus bimaculoides (California two-spot octopus), 1965 nucleotides long. RefSeq lists its product as uncharacterized. The record is from RefSeq and is a predicted model, not a curated record. NCBI's taxonomy places the organism in Eukaryota, Metazoa, Mollusca, Cephalopoda, Octopoda, Octopodidae.
GCUCCUACCCGUAUUUCGCUUCGACACCUUGCAUCCCACACCCCUGCGUCGCACCAUCACCCUGUGCCACACCCCAUCGUAUUGUGUCCCCUUGCACCCCCCCGCCCAACCGUGUAACACUCCCUGCAAUUUACUGUGCCACUCCAUACAAAGCCGAGCCGCUGUACACUAAACCGCAGUGCACCGCGUUACCUGCUCUUAACCGCGGCACGUCACAGCACACUACGUUACCGACGCUUCCUUGCAUCGCACAGCAACCCCGCGUGCCACAACACUCCACCAACUAUUCGGUAUUGCGCAACACUGCGUUAUCUUCACUGUGUCCCGUUAAACCUCCCCACACUAACCUGAACCUUUCUUCACUGUGCCAACAGCACUACAUCAUACCACCACGUUACAACACAUCACAGUUCUCUACACCGCACCAAACAACGCUACCCUGCAACGCACGACACCUCCACCUUCCAUCUGUGCAAACUACACCGUGCUGCACUGCAGGUUACACAGCUGUAACACACAGUAGCGAACUUCGCUGCACAUCACCACGCAUCACUGCACCAGUAACACGCAGUGUUACACCUCCACGCACUUGCACUGUCUGUUUUUCGCAUUACAUUUUACGUCACACUGCACUAGAUCUCAGCGAAGGACCCAGCGGCACUUUGCGUCAUCGCACAAUCUACACACCACCCAGCUCUAACCAUGGCUACGGGGAAUGAAGACCAAAACCUGUUUAAAGGUAUGAAUGAGCUUAAAACAUCCCUCGGUAGUUUCAUCACUACGGAAAGCAUAAAUUCCGAUCACAUUGGCUACCAAAAAUCUGUAUCUGAAAUUCAAACAGCACCAAAGGAACCACCAGCAGAAGCUGCAUCUGUCGCUGUCCAGAAUAAUAACGUAAGUGUUAGUAACACUGCAACAAGUAACAAUGAACACGCCGAAGAAGUGAAUGUUACCUACCCUCACAUCAGUUUGCAGCCAGCAAAGAAGAAGCUGUCGUCGCUCGAGUCGCAACGAGUGAUGAACGUAUAUGUGGACAUGGUCGAAAGAGCCGUGUUGGUAGGUAUGUUUCCAUUUGUCUUGGAUAAUUUACACCUCUUCAAUGACGCCUUUGACGACCAUUUGAAAGACUGUUUUAAGAAUCACGCCGGCCUCCAAGUAUCCUACACGGAAACACGGCGUGAUUUCCUCACGUUUUGCCGCCGGAUGCGUCGGUCAGCCUACCAACAGCCUAAGGUUAUAGAUUUGACUGCUGAGGCAGAAAUGACGAGAAAACUUUCUAGUGAUUUUGACGGUGAAGCUGAAGAGGAAGACAGUUCCAUCAUUACAACUAGUGAAGAUGAAAUUGAUGUCCACUAUAGACAUUCCACAAGUGACGAUGUAGACGACACUGACAUGUAUAUCUGUCAUGAUGAUGAAUACGAAGCCAGCCUUGGGAAAGCCACGAAAAAGAUCAGCUACGACAGUUAUAAUUACUCGCUCUUUGGGGAAGAAGAGCGUGGCGAUUACCCGCUGCAGUCCAUAUCACCGAGCGAGACUUGCUUGAGCUUGAAUUCCUCGAUAGAAACGAGAGAGAGCAGUGACGAAAGCAUGAGGGCGCAUGAACUCGGCCGGCAGCUGUCGUACAUCGCUGACCGGCUGAGCAACUCGUGCAAGAACAUACUGCGGGCUAUCAACGCAAACACGACGGCCGCGAAGGAGAUAGUGAAAUAUAAAGACAAUAUGUCACCGGAGCUACAGGAGUUUGUAAACAAACUGAAUGAGUUGAAGAGCAUUUUAAGAAUCCGCUUGCUGACCACCCCUCUCGAAGAGAAGGAGCAAGACGAAUACCUGAAAGAGACGGCAGAGAAAGCUGUUCAAAAUAAGAAACUUAUUGAAAAGCUAGAAAAAGAACUGGCAGAGGUAACAGCGGCCAAGGAUGAACAGGUAUUACAUAUUGCGAAAGUUCAAGGCAGAAACAGAAGUUGA